AUGACGUGGCCAACGGGCAUCAUUAUCGACACGGUUUUCAUCCCGCUCUACGUAGCCUUCGCGCUGCUCAACUUGCUCAACGUGGUCAAGCACGGGUUCAAGCGCACCGUGGGAUUCAUCUCGCUGCUGCUCGUGUCGCUGGUGCAUCUGGUGGGCAACGUGAUACUCGUCGUCGAGUACACCAAGCACGACAAGGCUUCGAUCAACGUGACAGUGUGGGGGUACAUCCUGCAGUCCGUGGGGCUGAGUUUCCUUGUUUCGGCCAGCCUGGCGUUCUUCGCGCGCGCUCGUGCAGAGAUGCACGACCGCGCGGGCCAGGACGCGCUGACAGGCAAGGGUGUCAAGCUACUGAAUCUGGUCAACUUGGCCGCGCUCGUAUGCGUCAUCACAGGAUACACGGAUACCAACUUUACGGAUGCACAGGGGAAUGUGCUGACCAAGGUGUCGCUGCCCACCCAGGCGGUCGUGGGCGCCGUGCUGUACGUUGUCCUUGUUGUCGUAAUCCUUGCACUGGCGCUGGCCGGCCUGCGCGGAACCAGGGCUGCGGGAACCAACGAGACGCACACGAUCAGGAUCGCACUCAUCGUCGCACUGCCGCUCAUGCUCGUCCGUGCAGCUUGGUCCGUGUACACCACCAAAGCCGGCUCGAUCCUCGUCCCAAAGAGCAUCUGGGCCAAGCUCGUGCUGCAAUACAUCUCCGAGCUAGCCGCACUCGCCGUACUCACCGCACUGGGCUUCUUGAUCUCUCGCGCCGAGACGAUCGAGACCGAGUUGGAUAUCGAACAGGUCCACAGCCAUGAAUCGACCAAGUUCGUGUCGCAGCCGGGCAGCGGUGAGCAGUCUCUGGCGUAUCAGCAGCCGCUACAGACGGCUCAGCAGCCAAUCUCGUACUCGUCGUACCCCCCUCGUCCCCAGUAG
Messenger RNA from Sporisorium graminicola, 918 nucleotides. RefSeq lists its product as uncharacterized. The record is from RefSeq and is a predicted model, not a curated record. The transcript has a single exon. The coding region runs from base 1 to 918 and encodes 305 amino acids. NCBI's taxonomy places the organism in Eukaryota, Fungi, Basidiomycota, Ustilaginomycetes, Ustilaginales, Ustilaginaceae.